Lytechinus pictus (painted urchin) is the source of this 6981-nucleotide messenger RNA. RefSeq lists its product as uncharacterized. The transcript has 34 exons. NCBI's taxonomy places the organism in Eukaryota, Metazoa, Echinodermata, Echinoidea, Temnopleuroida, Toxopneustidae. The record is from RefSeq and is a predicted model, not a curated record. Bases 257 to 4555 code for a protein of 1432 amino acids.
GGUGAUCAAUAUUUCCUGCGAUGCCAACCAAAUGCUUCGCCAUUUUCUUGCGACUUACAGAAACUUCAGUGCUUGCCCGUAGUACCAGUUUAGCAAGAAUCUUUAUCCAAACUUAGAUUGCAAUACUAAACGUGAACACGAGAGCAGCGGUAAUGCUUUCAUUUUGACCAAAAUAUCGAGGCUAAUGGAGAAAUGAUACUGGUGGACACAUUCGAGAAUUCAAUUUGAAAUGACAUACUCGCACUGAAAAAAAAACAUGUUUCCGACGAAGUCUAUUUCUUCCCCUACUGCCCUUCUCGUUCUCGCCCUCGUCUACGCCGAGUUUGUCGUCAUCGCUCAGGCGCAGAUCGGUUCGGUAACAGUCAGUUGCGACGGUGGCGAUGUCGCACUCGGAAUGGGAGACUAUUUCAUCGAAGACAGUCAGAUUAGUACCUAUCAUGCCUACGCUGCCGGACCCGCUGAAAACGGAAGAAUUGUUUCAAGCGAUAACACGUUGUAUUGGGCAGGGAAGACAAGUGAUAAUUACAAGUGGUUUCAGGUUGACCUUCUCGCUCACACAGUUAUUUCAGGGCUCGUAAUGGAAGGAAGAAUGGAAGAUGGCGAAACUUCAAAACGAGUUCUGACUUAUUCCAUCGAAUACAGCAGUGAUGGUAGUACCUUUAUCGACUAUGCAGAAAGCGGUUCAACUGUGGUAUUUGAUGGCAAUACUGUAGAAGGGAGCACAGUCAGCGAACAAUUUUCAAAAGCUAUCGUAGCUCGAACUUUUAGGAUGAAUAUUAUUACGUUUCAAAGCAAACCAAGUCUGCGACUAGAACUAUACGGCUGCUACCAAGCGAGGAGCUGUCUUGAAUGGGCAUAUCUAGAUGCUGAUUACCAGUCAUUGAAUGGCUACUUUUGGUCCUCUGGGUCAAAUGCUCUACAGUACUACGAUAAUAAGUAUAAUCCUAUAUCGGUCUGCUUUUAUGACGACGUAAACGAUGAUUUUUGGGACUGCACAAGCCCUUUAGGUGUUAGUAAUGGCUAUAUCGACGACUCACAGAUGAGUGCUUCGUCAACUCUAGGAAGCAAUUACGCCUGGAAUGCAAGAUACGACGAUUCAGGAGUGUGGAUGCCAAGUAACAACGCACAAGAUGAGUGGCUAGAGAUAGAUUUCACAACGGAUACGUUCAUAUCAGGGUUCAAGACGAGAGGGGAUUCGCUUAGCUCAAAUCAGUUAGAUUCAUUUCUUGUGACAUACAGCACUGAUGGAACCAAUUAUGAUGCACAAACGGAAUUCGCUGAGCCCCAAGUUAUUGAUCAAUUGUACCUGUACCAGACCCCAAUGACAGCACGCUAUUUGAAAUUUACAGCAGAUACGUGGACCGAUAAUAUUGCGCUCGCCGUGGAAGUCUAUGGGUGCGGUCAUCAUGUUCCUACUGCUUUUCCGACCGUUGGCGCCGAUGCUACCUCUUCUGCUCCAUCAUACGGAGACUGCGAUGGAAAAGAAGGUUACUUUUACAUUGAUGAAGAUGGUGAUGGUAACUCGGAUUACACAUACUGCACAAGAAUGACAGAAUAUCUCUAUGACACGUGUUAUAACGCGCUGGGCAUGGAAGAUUAUACCAUUGGAGACGAUCAGAUAACGACGUCAAGCGACUCCGCCAGUCGCUUCGGAGGCCAUAAUGCACGAUUGAAUGUACAGUCAGGGGGCAAUGGCUGGAAGCCAGCUACCCAGGAUGCGAACCAGUGGCUUUUGGUUGACCUCGGGACCUCCGGCAGCAUCCCACUCGUCACCGGGGUUGGUACCCAGAGUAGAGGCAAAAAUCAUGCAGAGUUUGUGACGUCACUGAAGAUAAGCCAUAGUGUGGAUGGACUUUCGUUUACUACCAUACAAGAUGACAGCGGAGACAGGGUUUUCGAUGGCAAUACCGAAUAUGGAACGGUCAAGUACCUGUACUUCGAGACUGCUGCCCACGCCCGCUUCGUGAGGUUCGAACCCCAGACAUACUCGGGUGCAUUGUCUAUGCGAGUCGAGGUCUACGGAUGCCGAAACAGUCUUGUGUCAUCAGAGAACGUUUUGGAUGAAUCAAGCAGCAGCUCCGGCUGGUAUUACACGUCUGGGUCAUCGUGGGACUUUAAAACGACAAUUGAUGGUGCGUAUGUCAACCAGGAUGACCUCGCUUCACUCAGUGGUGUGACUAUGAGUGCGUCAAGCGAGAAAAGUGGUAAUGAAGCGACAGAGGGCGUUCUUGAUAAUUCCGGAUGUUGGGUCCCAAGUACGACCAAUGCUAAUGAAUGGCUGCAGUUUGAUUUUACUGUUGGUACAGUCAUAACAAAGAUUGACAUGCAAGGACAUCAAAGUAGUGCUAAUAAAUACGUGGAGAGUUAUAACAUCUUGCACGCAAUGAGCGAUGAUUCAUUCACAACCUUCCAAUACCUAGGAUCAGAUUAUCUUUUCAUUGGAAAUGACGGAUCGGGAGUCGAUGUUAUAUCAUCUGCAUUUUUCAAUCCUCCACUCAUUGCACGCUACGUUCGAAUAGCCCCUCAAGCUUGGGGAAAUAGUAUUGGAUUAAGAGUGGCUCUAUACGGUGUACAACAUAGUGCUACAUGCAGAGAAUGGGAAACAAAUCAGUACAAUGCCGUUACGACAGCCGGUUAUUAUCUUUAUACAGACCUCACAGAUCCAAUCUACUGCCCGAUAGACAACUCGCCCGAUUAUAGUAGCUGUAAGGACUACUAUGACGCAGGAUUUACAGACAGUUACUACUACGUCUUAAACCCGACGGGAGGCUCGUACGACGCUACCAUCUUCGUCCAUUGUGACUUCACAUCCGUCCUCAACAAUGAUGUUGCUAUGGUAACCGUAAGCAGCGAUUUGAAUGGUUGGAAUUUCCUCCAGUCUUACGAUGGGAAUUAUUCCUCGAGUGUUACAUAUAGCUCAAAUGCAGCCGCUAACGUAGGAUUCAUGGCGGCUGCUUCCGAUUACUGCUACCAAUACAUGAUGUACGAAUGCUUCGAAUCGAGGACUUUCUCCGGUUCUAUGGCCUUGUCUUAUUGGCAGGACAAGGAUGAAAACCAAAUGCCAUUCUGGCCCGGCAAUGAGGCCGAAUCUACAGCUUGCUAUUGCAACGAGCUCGGUAAUUGUGCUAAGGAUACCGAAUCCUGCCACUGUUCUGGUCUGGGCAACUGGUACUCGGAAGGUGGAUGGAUAACGAAUAAAGACUUAUUACCAAUAGGAGGUCUAUACAUUAGUGAUAUCAGCGACGGGGCAUCAUCCGGGAAUUUCACUAUUGGUGACCUGAUAUGUUUCACGAAAUCUGGAGCCGUGCCAUCGUCAUGCUAUGAUGUAGCACAAGACGGUCAUAGCACAAACGGAUUGUAUCUUAUCAAACUGAGUACGGGAGACUACAUUCCAGUAUACUGUGACUUCAACUCCGUGGAAAAUGCGAUCCUCACCCGACUUGGACACGACUUCCAAGAGCCAUACGACGUUUACGAUUAUAAACGCGAAGGACGAUUCGCUCGUGAUAUCAACUACGACUACUCAGCGACGAUCACGAAGGCAGGCCUAUUAGUCGAUGGGGAAGAUGCUUGCAGACAAAAGAUCGAAUUCACCUGUUACGAUGGAGCGUUGUUGGACCCCAUAGAAUAUUCUUGGUUAGGCCUCCGAAACGGCUCGGCGUCCACAUCCUGGGCAGGUACCAGUGUGUAUGAUAUGUGCCCGUGUGGUGCUCUUGGAAGUUGCUAUGACAACAGCCAAAGUUGCAACUGUGACGGAGUGCAGACAACGAUUCACGAUGACAAUGGAUGGGUAACAGACAGAACCAUGCUACCGUUGAAACAAAUGAGAGUUGGAGGAAUAGAGACUGGCGAGACCGCAACAGUCAGAGUCAGCCAGCUUGAAUGUUUUAAGGAAGAAUCUGGGGCGUUACCUCCAUCAUCGUGUUAUGAGAUCAAAGAGAACGGCGAGUCCAUAGCUGGAGAUUAUCUCAUUGAUCCUGAUGGGCCAGGCGGUGAGGAGCCUUUCAUAGUUUAUUGCGAUCCAAGUUUCAACUCCACGCAUGCGCAAAUGAUUAUACAUCACGACUCUGAAGACCGCAGUCACGUGGUCGAUAAAGGCUCGGCUGGAGAAUACCAGAAGAUGGUGACCUAUGAUGGCGUCACAAUUGAACAGUUUACAUCACUCUUUUCAAAUGACAUCAAUGUCAUGUUCCUAUCCUGUGUACAAGAAAUUAAAUAUGAAUGCUACGCUUCUACCCUGCUCAAGAAUAACAUGGGUUGGUUUGUAGACCGUCUGGGAGCUUCAAGAACUAAUUUCGGAGUCGCCAAUGACAGUAUCUCAUCAUGUUCGUGCGGUGUCGAUGGAACUUGCAGCAGCGCAUCUGAGGUUUGCAACUGUGACAACGACGCGAUCAGCUGGGCGGAAGACACAGGCGACAUCAACGACUUCCACGCUUCUUUCCUUCCGGUCACUCAACUACGGUUUGGUGACACCGCUGGGGGUGUAGGAAACGAAGAGGGGUACCACACACUUGGGCCUCUUAUCUGCAGUUCUGGACCUAGUAAGUAUGGAUGAAACUGCUCUGGCCAUUUUAAACCAUAUUCCCGGUGUUCGGGAGAGUGGGACCUACCGGAUAGUAUUAUCCCACUGACAGGUGGCCAGUGCAGGAGGUAAGUAAAUCGGCUCGUCGCAUGCAGCUAAGAUGUGCGUUCCCCGUGCGUGAUACCCCGCGCCUUUUGUUCACUUUUGGAAGAACAUUGUUCGACUCUGAUGAAAUGUUUUAAACAAAAAUCUUGCGCGGUAAAUUGCGCUAUCCCGGCUCCCCGCCCCCUCCCCUCAAUCCUCAGACCCAAAGACAGGUACAGGUCAUCUCUGAGGGAUCGUCAUGGAAUAUAACACCAGGUUUGAUUAGCUUCUGACGUCCCCGUAACACCAACUAAAGGUACACUCACAUCCUGAGCACAUCCUGAGCGUACUGCUUUACCAGUCCCUCGGAUCAGACGGGUGUUCCUUUCCUUUGGGACGAUGUCACCAAUCCCUACGGCUCAUCCCGGGGAUGAACUGCACCUCAAGGGAACCGAUGGCGUCGUCAGGCUAGCUGUAAAGGCAUGGGAUUCAGCAUCAUCCAAGACACAUCCAAGCUGCAGAGACUGGCUGUCAUCCGGCGACUGAGGGUACCAAACCAAAUAGGACAAUUGGACCGAACAAGGAGACUAAUUUAAUAGUAUCAUCAAACUCUUCAGAUGGAGGCAUAGCAGAAAUAUCAGCAUCAUCACCAUUUAAUCAGACAUCUUGCUUGCCGUCAUUAAGAAAAGGAUUGUAGUAAUAACAGGAGUGACUCAACGGAUUCAGAACUUUUAAUGAUUACGUUGAUUUUAAGAUUUUGGAAACACGGGAAUGUGAACCUAUAUAACUUAUGCGACAAGAAACUAUGACCAAAUAAACGACAUUUAUGAGUUCGCUUCGUAAACUUGCUUCAAAAUCAUUUCCGUUGAUUUCAUGUCAUGUCCAUCAAGGAACACUUUUUUCGGCCCAACCUAGUCUUAGGUUGCAGGUCGAUUGCAAAUGGUGUCCCUCGGGCUCUCUUUUUGGUCAGGCGUUGUUAUUUUUUCUGUAUAUUGUUCAAUACAUGUGGAUAUACUUUAAAUCGUUUAACGACUGCUAUUCAUACGAUUCCAUUCCACUUAAUAUACUGUUAUUGUAAUGGAAUGCAUACUGAUUUAUUAGAAAUAAAACACAUAAUGUUACAACAUGAUGUAGUACCCACCAAUUGCCAAUGCAAAUCAAUGAUUAAUGUAAUGAAGAACAUUAGAAUUGCAUUGAGUGAUUAUCUUAAGAGAUGUCACUGCAGGGUGAAAUGUUUACCUUGAAAUUUCAAAUCUAUAGAGUUUUCAAUAAAACCCCAAUAAAGUAUGAACCUGUAAAACUGGAUUUCUAAAUAUUUUGAGAAGAGUUUAACUUGGAUAAGUAUUAAGAAACAUCCUCCUAGCGUCUAAAGUAAUACGGCAUGAAGUUAAGUAAUUGAUGAAGAAUGUCAUUAUCACUUAGGUUUCGCGCAAAUCGUAUGUUUAUGAUACGUUGUUCUAAAGUCCCGGUUGGUCAUUAUGAUGUAAAACGAUAUCCUCAUGUAAGGAGUGAUGUCAUUCAAUGCUUUAAAUUUUACUCAUUUUCUGUGGAUUAUAUAGCAUGUCGGUUUCUUAGUUUCAAACUAGCAGACAAUAUACCCCUAGUACAUUUGUGCACGAUUUUAUGAGGUCUUUACCAUGUUAACUGUUCUCAGAGUUCGAUUUUAUCUACCGGACAGGUUUAUUUAUUUAAAUAAACAUCCAAGUUCAAAAUUUUGUUGGCGGUCGUAGCCAAGCUUCGGACUACUCAAUAUACGUUGGCUCACAUUACUUGGUAUGAAAAUAGAACAAUCUUUGAAGUGGUAAAUUAUACUCAGCAAUAAGCUAAACCUUGGAUGUUUAUGCUAAAUAACAUGAUGUCCGCUUGGGAAUGUAAUAUAAGUCAUUAAAUAUACAUGUAUGAUCUCUGCAAGCAAUUACCAUUUUACAAAUAUUGUGAUUUCGGAUUCACAAGAGUUUGGUAAUAAAUCUAUUUCAUAGGUUCCAGAUACCAUAUAGUUUUGUAUCGUGUUUUGAUGAAUGAAAUGUGAUAGGGCCAUUUGUGUUAAUUGGUACUAAAUCCCAUUUGUUGAUUAUAAUUGGCGAUCUUUUAAGUGGGAAGUAAAAGCUUUGAAAAUGCGGUUAAAUUUUAUUGACCAAUGAAACCUGAAAGUAGAAGAUUGGAGUGAAUUCAUUUUAACUUAAAGCUUUCAAAUGCUGAACGAUUCGUAACCUGUUCAACUGUUUUCAUCCUUUCCUUCGAGCACCCUAAAUCUAUAUUUCAUUUUAUCAUGACUUACAUAUACAAUUGCUAUGAAUCUUUAUCUGCUGCUUAUUAUGUAUUUGUUUUAAUAUUAUUUAUGAAUGAUUAAACAAACAACAUGCCCUUUAAUUCAA